Messenger RNA from Danio rerio (zebrafish), 2712 nucleotides. It is a transcript of the gene slc2a2, whose product is annotated as solute carrier family 2 member 2. Gene Ontology annotation, molecular function: D-glucose transmembrane transporter activity; transmembrane transporter activity. NCBI's taxonomy places the organism in Eukaryota, Metazoa, Chordata, Actinopteri, Cypriniformes, Danionidae. Gene Ontology annotation, biological process: transmembrane transport. Gene Ontology annotation, cellular component: membrane; plasma membrane. The record is from RefSeq and is marked provisional.
CAGGAGCGCCGUUUGCUGGCACUUCAUGCAAAAUGGAGAAGCAGUUAACAGGCACGCUCGCUCUGGCGGUGUUCACAGCUGCUCUCGGCUCUCUGCAGAUGGGAUACAGCUUGGGCGUCAUCAAUGCCCCACAGAAGGUCAUUGAGCGGCACUACGCAAGAUCUCUCGGUGUCUAUAAUGAAGAUCUGGCCCGUAGUGAAGGGGGAAAUGGCACAGAGCAUGAAAAGCCCACCGAUCCAUCAGUUGUCAUGUACUGGUCUUUAUCCGUCGCCAUCUUCUCUGUCGGAGGCAUGUUGUCCUCCUUUCUAGUGAGCUUUGUUGGCGACUUCCGUGGAAGGAUCAAAGGCAUGCUGGCUAUAAAUGUCCUGGCCAUAACAGCAGGACUACUCAUGGGCCUGGCUAAGAUGGGCACACCUCACCUCAUGGUGAUAGCGGGACGUGCUAUAAUGGGAUUGUACUGUGGUCUGUCAUCUGGCCUGGUGCCGCUCUACAUUGGAGAGAUUUCUCCAGUGAAGUACAGAGGGGCUAUGGGAGCGCUCCACCAGCUGGCUAUUGUCAUUGGCAUCCUUAUUAGUCAAGUCAUUGGUCUGGAUUUCCUGCUGGGAAAUGAUUACAUGUGGCAUAUAUUGCUGGGUCUUUCUGGAGCUCCUGCCAUCCUGCAGAGUCUGCUACUGCUGGUGUGUCCAGAGAGCCCUCGAUAUCUCUACAUUAAACAAGGAAAAGUGGAAGACGCCUGCAAGAGUCUGAAGCGGCUAAAGGGAGAUUAUGACACCUCUAAGGACAUUGCCGAAAUGAAGGCAGAAAAGGAGGAGGCCAUGAAAGAAGCCAAAAUGUCCAUCUUGAGACUGCUUCGCUCCUCUGUGUACCGCCAGCAGCUCUUUGUGGCCCUCAUGAUGCAUUUCUCUCAGCAGUUCUCUGGGAUCAAUGCGAUCUUUUAUUACUCGACUUCAAUCUUUCAGACGGCGGGGGUCGGUCAGCCUGUGUAUGCCACUAUCGGAGUGGGAGUUGUAAACAUCAUUUUCACCCUUGUGUCGGUGUUGAUGGUGGACAGAGCGGGCAGAAGAACCCUCACUCUGGUCGGGUUGGGAGGAAUGUGCUGCUGUGCUGUGGCCAUGACCGUGGGACUCGCAUUUCAAGGCGCUUACUCGUGGAUGAGUUACGUCAGCAUGGUGGCCAUAUUCAUGUUCGUGUCCUUCUUUGAGAUCGGACCUGGACCAAUCCCAUGGUUUAUUGUGGCGGAGAUCUUCAGCCAAGGGCCACGUCCAGCAGCUAUUGCAUUAGCUGGGUUUUGCAACUGGACAUGCAAUUUCAUUGUUGGCAUGUUUUUCCCUUAUUUAGUGAGUCUCUGUGGAAGCUAUGUCUUCAUCGUUUUUGCCGUACUCCUGUUCGGUUUCACCCUUUUUAUCUACUUCCGUGUACCUGAAACAAAAGGGAAGACUUUUGAGGAGAUAGCAGCUGUUUUCCACCGAAAACAUGGAGGAGUUCCCCCUUCCAAACCUCAAGAAGAGGCUGAGAUGGUGCAGCUCAAGGGAUCCUCGGAGGCCUGAUGAGGACUGUCAUUUUAUGAAAAAACUAAGAAACAAACCAAAAACAUUGUUACUGCUAUCACAGAGCCCAGGUGUUAUGACAGAACUGGUCUGCUGUAUAUUUCACAGAGAGCUGACAUGAAAUCAUUGGUCUAAAAGCACGAAAAGAGAUUAACUAAACACAACAGGAUAAUUGUGGAAGAUGGUGCACAGUAUAUCGUCAUGCACUGACAUUGGUGCAGCUGAAGUUGAAUUUAUAGAUGAUUAAGUGUUAUUUUUAUAUUCCUUAAGCUGUUUAUCUUAAAGAUAUUUUAAAUACAUCGCAGUGUAAAAUGAUUCACGUGAUAUUGAUGGUGACUAAUUUAAUGUAAUUUAUUCUUUUAAUUCAAUACUAUUUUGUGUCACAUACAGUUGAAGUCAAAAUAAUUAUCCCCCCUAUUUAUUUUUCCCCAAUUUCUGUUUAACGGUGAGCAGAUUUUUUUUCAACACAUUCAUAAACAUAAUAGUUUUAAUUACUCAUUUCUAAUAACUGAUUUAUUUUAUAUUUGCCAUGUAGACAGUAAAUAAUAUUUUACUAGAUAUUUUUACUAGACACUUCCGUACAGCUUCAAGUGACAUUAAAAGGCUUAACUAGGUUAAUUAGGUUAACUAGGCAGGCUACGGUAAUUAGGCAAGUUAUUGUAUAACGAUUUGUUCUGUAGACCAUCAAAAAAAUAUAGCUUAAAGGGGCUAUUAAAAUUUACCUUAAAAUGUUUUUUUUUUUUUUUUUUAAACUGCUUUUAUUGUAGCCAAAAUAAAACAUAUAAGACUUUCUCUAGAAGAAAAGAAUGAUCAGACAUACUGUGAAAAUUUCCUCGCUCUCAUUUUGGAAAUAUUUAAAAACCAAAAAAAUGUGUAAAAAUUAAUGGGGGCUAAUAAUUCUAUUUUUAACUGUAUAUGACACAAACGAAGAUUAUACAAAAUUUAUACAUUAAAUAUUCCAUGUGAGUGAUAUGAUACUUGAAAUUAACUAUUGAAGUGCUGUAACAGCUGAAGUAAAUUAUUCUAAUUAUUCAACUACCUAAGCUAGAUAUCUAAAAAAAUAAUCUGAAGACGAUUUGAAAAUAUUUUUUGUACAUUUGAUGCUAUUGAAAUUCUUGAAGUGUUAUAUUUAAUACAUAUAGAAUAAAUAAAUAAAAAUUGAAAA